UUAGAAAGAGGGGGGAUGGACCAUGAUGGAUGGGGGACGGACAAGAGCAUCCCAAAGAACGAAAGAAAGAAAGAUAGAAAGAAAAUCAUCAUCCCCACCGUCUUCUUCUCCGGUGCAUCGUGUCUUGUCUUGUGCGUUCGUCUACAAUCUCUCCCUCUCCCUCUACAUCGUCAUCGUUCUUUACGUUAUUGUUGGAAACCUCCAGAGAUAUUACGUAAGAUCAUCAAAGGCAGGACUCGAGGGAGAUCAAUUGCUCAAAGUUUCCAUCUUCUGCCUAUUAUUCAUAUAAUUCCGAGGACAAUGUUUGGAGGCAACAAUGUCAACCCAUUGUUUCCUGUUUUCUUGGAGGACAAUAAUCAGUUCCCAUAUGAUUCCAACACAUCUACACAACUUCAGUUGUUUGCAAAUACUUUCAACCAACCUAUCAAAAGUAGGGAGGCAGAGGAUUUUGCAAGAGCUCACAAGCUCCAGAUCUCCUUAAGCAGUCCAGUUCAAGAUGAGGUUGAUCUUUCAGCAAGUAUUCCAAACCCAAAUGUUGUGUCAACCGGGCUAAGACUGUCACUGGAUGAUGAUGAACACAACUCUUCUGUAACCACUGCCAGUGGAAGCAUGCCUUCAGUUCCCAUCAUUAUGUCUCUUGGUGACAAUUUAAGAAUUGAGAUUGAUCGUCAAAGGGAAGAGUUUGACCAUUACAUCAGAAUUCAGGAGGAACACAUUGCUAAAGAGGUGAAAGAAAUAAAGCAAAGGCAUAUGGCUUCUUUCCUUGGAACAAUUGAAAAGGAGGUGGGCAAAAAGCUCCGCGAGAAAGAGGUUGAGAUAGAGAGUAUGAACAGGAAGAACAGGGAACUUGUGGAACGGAUUAAGCAGGUGGCUGUGGAAGCCCAGUCUUGGCACUACAGGGCUCAAUAUAAUGAGUCUGUGGUGAAUGUGUUGAAGAAUAACCUCAAAGAAGCCCUAGCUCAGGGGGCAGAUCAAGUCAAGGAAGGGUGCGGGGACAGUGAAGUGGAUGAUGCAGCCUCUACCUAUAACCCCAGUCAUGUUCACGGCCGUGGCCUUACUGGGGUUAUGCCUCUAGUAAGAUUUCUUGGUAAUAAGGGAUCAAGCAGUGGCGAACAGAUGACAUGCAAAGCUUGCAAGACUAGGGAAGUCUCCAUGCUUCUGCUGCCAUGCAGGCAUCUUUGUCUGUGCCUGGAGUGCGAGGGGUUCAUUGAUGUCUGUCCUGUUUGCCAGUCCAUGAAAAACGCUAGCGUCCAGGUGUACAUGCCCUAACAAGUGAAGAAAAAAGAACCACCAAAUUGUUUUCUGGGAGUACCUCACCUGAUAACCCCUCUUCGCCUGCAUGUUCCUGCUUGUCCAGUCUCUAAUCUUUGUGGUUUCUGUACACCUUGGGAGUGAUUGCAUCAUCAAUGGUAGAUAAAAGUCAGCACUGGGAGUUCAAAACUGGUGCUGUGAAAAUGUUGCCAUUGUUGUUGAAGAUGAUGGAUACCAUGUUUGAUAAAUUUGGCCCUUGAAAUUGUACUUAAAUUAGCAUAUGUUAUCAAUUUAUAUUCCCUGGUUUAACUCAGGAAGACAGGAUUGAAGGACUACGGGCCUAAAACUUUUCCUGAUUUUAUGCUUG
This is a messenger RNA of Dioscorea cayenensis subsp. rotundata (Guinea yam), 1618 nucleotides long. Its product is annotated as probable BOI-related E3 ubiquitin-protein ligase 2. The transcript has 5 exons. Gene Ontology annotation, molecular function: ubiquitin-protein transferase activity. The record is from RefSeq and is a predicted model, not a curated record. The coding region runs from base 16 to 1269 and encodes 417 amino acids. Lineage: Eukaryota; Viridiplantae; Streptophyta; Magnoliopsida; Dioscoreales; Dioscoreaceae.